AUGAGGUGUCUGUUCUUUGCUCUGCUCUUGAGAGCUGUGUUUGCCACGGCAGAUGACAAAAUUGUUGGAGGCCAUGAGUGCACGCCUCAUUCUCAGCCCCAUCAGGUGUCUCUGAACUCUGGAUACCACUUCUGUGGUGGCUCCCUUGUCAACGAAUACUGGAUUGUGUCUGCUGCUCACUGCUACAAAUCCAAAAUGGACAUCGUACUCGGUGAACAUAACCGUUGGUUUAUGGAUGGCAAUGAACAGAUCAUUUCUGCUGCUCUUGUGAUCCCUCAUCCCAACUACGAGUCCUGGCUAGUCAAUAAUGACAUCAUGCUGAUCAAGCUGAGCGAACCAGCUACCAUCAACCAGUAUGUUCAGCCUGUGGCUCUGCCCACCAGCUGUGCUUCUGCAGGCACCAUGUGCACAGUCUCUGGCUGGGGUGUGACCAUGAGCAACUCCGCCGACAGUAACAGGCUGCAGUGCCUGAACAUCCCCAUCCUGUCUGAUGAGGACUGUGAUAACUCCUACCCUGGCAUGAUCACUGAGGCCAUGUUCUGUGCUGGAUACCUGGAGGGAGGCAAGGACUCCUGCCAGGGUGACUCUGGUGGCCCUGUUGUGUGUAAUGGAGAGCUGCAGGGUGUUGUGUCCUGGGGUUUCGGGUGUGCAGAGAAAAACCACCCUGGUGUCUAUGCCAAGACCUGCAUUUUCACAGACUGGCUGCAGAGCACCAUGGCCACUUACUGAGUCCAGGAUAAUGUUUACAGUGUAUGACAGGACUUUUCUACACUGCACCAUCUUGUGUGAAAGAAAUUGCAAGUUGUAAUGGAAGUAAAAGAAAAUAAAACCUACACUUUCAGUCUGC
Messenger RNA from Stegastes partitus (bicolor damselfish), 847 nucleotides. RefSeq names its product trypsin-2-like. The coding region runs from base 1 to 729 and encodes 242 amino acids. Gene Ontology annotation, biological process: proteolysis. Gene Ontology annotation, molecular function: serine-type endopeptidase activity. The transcript has 6 exons. Lineage: Eukaryota; Metazoa; Chordata; Actinopteri; Pomacentridae. The record is from RefSeq and is a predicted model, not a curated record.